AUGUCGGCCAAAAUACCAAGAAAUUUCAGACUCCUGGAGGAGCUGGAGAAGGGCGAGAAAGGAUUGGGUGCAGAGGCGUGCUCUUAUGGUCUUGCGGAUGGAGAGGACAUGAUGAUGAGCAACUGGAAUGGCACUAUCCUCGGCCCGCCUCACGUUCGUCCCUUCUUGCACCUAUUCUCUGACUCCCAAACUGACUCAAUACCCCCGGCUCAGAGCGUGCACGAGAACCGGAUAUACAGUGUCAACAUCCACUGCGGACCUGACUACCCUGACCACCCUCCGACCAUCCAAUUUGUUUCUCGCGUCAAUCUGCCCUGCGUCGAUCCUCAGAGUGGCAAGGUCGAUCCCGCAAAACUUCCCUGCCUCGCUCAAUGGAAGCGCGACUACAACAUGGAAAUUGUCCUGAUUGAGCUCCGACGGUACAUGGCCAUGGGCAACAACAAGAAACUGCCGCAGCCUCCGGAAGGCUCGAACUUUUGA
Messenger RNA from Penicillium lagena, 480 nucleotides. Its product is annotated as E2 ubiquitin-conjugating protein MMS2. Bases 1 to 480 code for a protein of 159 amino acids. The transcript has 4 exons. Gene Ontology annotation, cellular component: nucleus. Gene Ontology annotation, biological process: DNA damage tolerance; protein K63-linked ubiquitination. NCBI's taxonomy places the organism in Eukaryota, Fungi, Ascomycota, Eurotiomycetes, Eurotiales, Aspergillaceae. The record is from RefSeq and is a predicted model, not a curated record.